GGAUAAGAAAGAGGAAAUUUGUUGGAGAAGCGCAAUCCAAGUUGAAAGCGAAGAAGAUUAGGAAGGGAGAUGGAAGAGAAGGAGGAAGCAUGCAUGCAAAAAUAGAAAAAGGGAGAAAGGAAAUAUGAAGAGAGAAAAAAGGGGUGAAGGCCUCGGACCACAGCCUUUAUCACACAUGCAUGCAUUAGCGAGGCCAUAGUCGACGUCCUUCCGAAAGAAACCCAAGAGAGGAAGAAAGAAAGAAAAAAGGUUCUUGCUUGACCCUUCUCUUGGCCAUGGCUUUUCCGAUCCUCUUCCUCCUCUUCCUCUCCCUCCCCUUCUUCCAACUCUCCUCCGCAAAGCUCAACACCGACUACUACAAAACAACCUGCCCCGACUUCCAAAACAUCGUCUUGGAAAACGUCUUCACCAAGCAGACCACAAGCCCCGCCACCGCCCCCGGCCUCCUCCGCCUCUUCUUCCACGACUGCAUCACCGACGGCUGCGACGCCUCCAUCCUCAUCACCUCCAACGCCUACACCCCCCACGCCGAGCGCGACGCCGACCUCAACCUCUCCCUCUCCGGCGACGCCUUCGACGUCAUCGUCAAGAUCAAAAACGCCCUCGAGCUCUCCUGCCCCGGCAUCGUCUCCUGCUCCGACAUCGUCGCCCAGGCCACCCGCGACCUCGUCAAGAUGGUCGGCGGUCCCUUCUACCCCGUCAAGCUCGGCCGCAAAGACAGCACCGAAUCCGACGCCGCCAAGGUCGACGCUAGCCUUCCCACUCCCUACAUGAGCAUGGACCAAAUCAUGGACAAGUUCACCUCCAAGGGGUUCUCCAUCAAGGACAUGGUUUCCCUCACCGGCGCUCACACCAUCGGCUUCACUCACUGCAAGGAGUUCAUCCACCGUAUCUACAACUUCAGCUCCAGCUCCGAUUCUGACCCCUCCAUGCACCCUAAGCUGGUGGCCGGCCUCAGGUCCGUUUGCCAGAACUACACCCAGGACUCCUCCAUGGCCGCCUUCAACGACGUUAGGUCACCGGGGAAGUUCGACAAUGCUUAUUACCAGAACUUGAUCAAAGGGUUAGGGCUCUUGUCUUCUGAUUCUCUUCUGGCUGUGGACCCCCGGACCCGCCCCAUCGUUGAGCUCUACGCCAAUGACCAACAAGCCUUCUUCACUGACUUUGCCUACGCCAUGGAGAGGCUUUCUUUGCUCGGAGUCAGAACUGGGAAGAAGGGUGAGGUCAGGAGCAGAUGUGACCAGUUCAACUCUAUUCCUGCAUAAAGCCAUGCCUAUCCAUUUUUAUAUCCAAACAUUAUUACAUACUACAUAUAAUAUAACAUAAUAUAAUUAUAUUUAUUUACCUUCGCU
Messenger RNA from Cajanus cajan (pigeon pea), 1352 nucleotides. Its product is annotated as peroxidase 65. The record is from RefSeq and is a predicted model, not a curated record. Gene Ontology annotation, molecular function: peroxidase activity; heme binding. NCBI's taxonomy places the organism in Eukaryota, Viridiplantae, Streptophyta, Magnoliopsida, Fabales, Fabaceae. Gene Ontology annotation, biological process: hydrogen peroxide catabolic process; response to oxidative stress.